AUGACACGCACGUUCAUUCGAUGGGACGACCCACGAGUCGAGUCCGGCGCUGGACCGGACGAAGACGCCGUGAUCCGCGAGGUCGAAUCUCAAAUCACCACCGCCCAGACCGCCGUCUGGGAAUGUCACCGCCACGCCUUUGCCGGCACCCACGUCAAGACGCAAGGCAUCGUCAAAGGUCAUCUCACCGUAGUGGAAGGUCUUGACUCUCACCUGUACCAGGGCCUCUUUCGUACUCCCGGUUCAAGGUUCCCCGUGGCAAUGAGGUACUCCACCGAGACGACCGAUUUGAUUGAUGAUCGCACCCCCCAGCCUCGCGGGAUUGGGCUGAAGGUGUUUGGUGCCAAGGGGGACAAGUUGCGCAAGGAUGGCAAGGACCCAGAGACGCAGGACUUUGAAUUCAACUCGUGCGCCUUUCUCGAGCUGGGCAACGCAAGGACGUGUCGAGACAUCAUCGCUCUUCGCCUUCUCCACGGCGCCAAUCCUGGCCAGCUCGAUGGAGAGCUCAAGAAGAGGGAUGAUUACAAGGUUCAAAACGCACGCAACGUCGCACCCAACAUCCACCUCGUCGCCCAGAGGCAGUACUCCCAAGCUGCGAUUCGAUACGGAGACUACGUGGUCAAGUACCGUCUGCUUCCAACGUCGCCGGACCAACAAGCUCUGCAGCACAAAACGGUCGCCGAGACGGAUAAGGGUACGACAGUGCUCAAGGACUGGCUCCAGGAGUACUACAAGACGCACACGGCCACGUACGAUUUCCAAGUCCAGUUCCUCGAGAAUCUCGACGAGCAACCGAUCGAAGACGUUCGUGUCGAAUGGGAUCAGGACAAGUACCCCUUCGUCACCGUCGCCAAGCUCGAGAUUCCGCCCCAGGAGUCAUUUGCCCCCAAGAGGGUGAGCUUUUGGGAGGACCACAAUCGUCUCGAUGUCUGGCAUGGCUUGGUGGAGCAUAAGCCGCUCGGAUCCAUCAAUCGCCUGCGUCGCGGCGUGUACAAGGCCUCGUCGGCCUGGCGUCGCCGCAUGAACGCCCGCGAAGAAGUCACCGUCAGCUCCAUCGAUCAGAUUCCCGAUUGA
Molecule: messenger RNA, 1074 nt
Organism: Moesziomyces antarcticus
Lineage: Eukaryota; Fungi; Basidiomycota; Ustilaginomycetes; Ustilaginales; Ustilaginaceae
Product: catalase protein
Exons: 1
Coding region: 1-1074 (357 amino acids)
Molecular function (GO): heme binding
Source: RefSeq, a predicted model, not a curated record